Molecule: messenger RNA, 11921 nt
Organism: Apis laboriosa (Himalayan honeybee)
Lineage: Eukaryota; Metazoa; Arthropoda; Insecta; Hymenoptera; Apidae
Gene: Wnk
Exons: 21
Coding region: 1014-10301 (3095 amino acids)
Biological process (GO): positive regulation of potassium ion import across plasma membrane; intracellular signal transduction; positive regulation of sodium ion transmembrane transporter activity
Cellular component (GO): cytoplasm
Molecular function (GO): protein serine/threonine kinase activity; potassium channel inhibitor activity; chloride channel inhibitor activity
Source: RefSeq, a predicted model, not a curated record
UCGGGCGAUUUUCUGCAACACAAAUGUGAGUACCGGCUGACUAAGGAAUUACGAGUGCUGUUUGUCAGUGCAUCGCAAAGCUAAUAUGACCGAAACCAUAUCGGAGGUAAUGAAACUAUUAAUAUCUGAACAAAUUUCUUACAUUUCUAUGCGAAAGCAGAACUUUAAGUAGGUAUUGUUAUUCAUGCAUCUCCGCAUGACAAGUACUUGCGGUAUUUCCGAUAUAUUUUAUCAGUCAAAAAUCUAGGAUAAAUUCAUGACGUUCUUAUAGAAUGAAAAUAUUCGUAUUUAUUUAUAUAUCUAAAAACUAUUUGGUGUAGGACAAUAUGUAAAAUAUGCAUUGAUUCGAUAUUUUUGGGAUAGAUGUCACAUUAUCUUAGUGUCUUGACUAUAUGCGCGUGUACGAAUGUGUGCAUUUAUUUGAUUUGCGGUAUACGUGUGUGGUACUUCCUCUUCACCCCUUAAUACGCAUGUACUCAGCAUGCAGUACAACAGUGUCCGUGAGAUACGUAUAUCACAGUAUAUACGUAAGACCUACUACUUGCUAUAUACUGUCAACAUUUUUCAAGUGACUGUUCCAUGAUGCUUCAACAUACUGCAAUAUUAACGAAAAUCAUUUAACUUCUUCGAUAUUAAAUAUUCAUUAAGAAAUUGAAGUAACAGAGUUUAUUUGAUAACUGAAGGUGGAAAAAAUCUGUGAUGAAUAUAAGAACCAUAUACUCUGUCAUUGCAUAAAUGCAUCUAGUAUUUUAUAAUUUGAAAGUAAAGUUAAUUAAAAAUAUUAUGCUGUUUUCCUUAUGAAUAAUAUGAUAUUAAAACUCUUUAUUAAAUCAUUAUUCAAUUUAAAUUAAAAAAGAAGAUAUAUACACAAACACACGCGCACAUGCACACACACACACACACACAUCAGACAUACACAAAUAUAUAUAUAUAUUUAUAUAUAUAUAUAUAUAUAUAAAAUAGAAGAUCAGGAUUUUUAUAAAGCAAACUUUUUCAUACAUUGGUUAUGUGCAAUGCCGAGAUGCUGCAAUGAAAACAAGGCAGUGAGUUCGGUUGGCACUAGUCAAAAACAUAAUACAGAAGAUAUUUUGUUAACACAGAAUUGUUCUUUUUCAAUUGGAAAUCAGUUGGAAUUAGAGGAAGAUCCACCAAUUGUUGAAAAAUCACACAGAAGAAUAAGGUGUGAUCUAAGUCCAGUUCCAACAAGUACAAGUACUAAUUUAAAUAUAAAGCUUUUAAGUAUUAAGGGAGAUAGAAAUACCCGUCAAGACCAAGUGGACACUGGAUCUGGUGGGUACAGAGAACGAAAAAAAGAAGUUAAAAAGCGAGCAGCUAUAGGCAAUACAGUGCGUGGAUUCCUCUCAUCUGGCCAUAGUAGGCAGGACAGGUAUGAGACAAAUAGACAACAAUCCUCAGGCGGAAGUGGCCUGUCAAGUUUAUGUCCAAAAUUGGUGGCCAGUGGAGGUGGUGGAAAUCAGGGUGGGAUUAAUUUGGCAGUGGGCCACUUAGCCUCUCAAGAAGGAGGUCCUUGUUCAGUUGUAACUUCUCAAAGGAUCCAUAACCAUACACAUCAUAAACGCCAAAGAAAAUUAUCUAUUGUUUCUCAAGCUGGCACUAGUGCUCAUAGUUCUGGAGAUAGAAAGACAUCAAAUAUUAGCCGUUCCUCUACAACAAUUUGCAAAAAACAAGUGCGAACACAAAGGAUUGAUCAUAACACAGAUUCAUUAUCUAUUACAAGUAACGGAAUCAGCAGUACUUCCCCUUCUUCUAAAAAGAAAAUUUUAUCUACAUUACGAAUUUCUGAAAAAUCAAUUUCUCGGAAUCUUAAUUCACCAUCUUUAGAUCAUGAAAAUGAACGCAGUUUUAGUGAUGCAGAGGAAGCUAUUACAGCAACGGAAAAUGUGUUCAAUAUGCCAGGAUCCAGUUCUACACCAUCAACACCAAUUAGUCGAUUAAAAUUAAAAAAGUCGGAUGAAGAUGAAACGAAUAUGGAAUGCAAUAUUAGUGAAGAAAAUGCUACUUUGUUAUUGAACACAGAUAAAAAGGAAUCAGAUUCUAAUAAACAAAAAACUUCAACAUCAGAAUGUUUCGAAUUCUCUUCGACUUCGAAUAUUACAAGAAAAAUAUCGAUAAAUUGUAUCGAAGAAGAAAUAAGUGCACAGAAUAAACAAAAAAUAUUUUCAACUUCUUCUAUAAAUUCGAAAUGUAAUAAUAGUGAUGGUAAAACUAUAAAAUCUAAAAGUAAAUAUGUUACAGAAAAAAUUAUUGAACAACAAAACAAUAAAAAUUUAAAAGAAACGAAUAUGGAAAAAAAUAUAGAUAUAAAUAUGUCUGCAGAUAAUUCUAUAAGUUCAGCAGUUAAUAAAAAUAAUGAAAAAAUAAAACGAAAAAUAUCCAACGAUGAAUCAAAAUCUACAAAUAUUGCAGAGAAUGAAAACUUAACUAAAAAUUCUAACAAAAAUAUAAUUGAUGAUAAAAAAAAUAUGCAACAGAAUGAAGAAGUAGUAAAAUCUUCAAGAUUUGUAACAUCAAAAGUGUCUGAAGAAAUUGUAGAAACUGAAAUUAAAGAUAUAGAUACACAAAGAGAAGUAGAAGAAGUGACAAUAUAUGAUGAAGAUGAUAACGGCACUAGUAUCAGUGAUAUUGUUGCUGCUCAGGCACUUCAUGAAUCUCUAAGUAAAUUAGGAAAAGUACCACCUUUAGAUACAGAUAUGGAGAAUGUCAAAGAUGCAAAUAUGCAAGAUGAAACUAAAAUGAUGAAAGAAGAAAAAGAGAAAGAAGUUGUGCAAGAAGAAACAGUAGAAGGAUUUAUUGGUCCCUUACUUGAUGAAAAUUUUAAAGCAGAUGAAAAAUUAACACAAAAAACUAUGGCUAUGGAAGAAGUACGAAAUUUAUUGAUGAAAGUUAAAGUGCAAACAGUUGAAGAUGAUGAUGAUGAAGAAAAAGCUAUAGGUAUUUCACCAGAUGGCAGAUUUUUAAAAUUUGAAGAAGAAAUCGGUAGAGGCAGUUUUAAAACAGUAUAUAGAGGACUAGAUACUCAAACUGGUGUAGCUGUUGCUUGGUGUGAAUUACAAGAAAAAAAAUUAAACAAGACAGAAAGAUUAAGAUUUCGAGAAGAAGCAGAAAUGUUGAAAGGAUUACAACACCCAAAUAUUGUUAGAUUUUAUGACUAUUGGGAAGUUACUCUUACACGAAGAAAAUAUAUUGUAUUAGUCACUGAGCUUAUGACUUCAGGAACAUUAAAAACGUAUUUAAGGCGCUUUAAAAAAAUUAAUCCAAAAGUAGUGAAAUCUUGGUGUCGACAAAUUUUAAAAGGCCUUAGUUUUUUGCAUUCAAGAUCACCACCAAUUAUUCAUCGUGAUUUAAAAUGUGACAAUAUUUUUAUUACUGGUACGACAGGAAGCGUAAAAAUUGGUGAUUUAGGACUUGCUACUCUUAAAAAUCGAAGUUUUGCAAAAAGUGUUAUUGGAACACCUGAAUUUAUGGCACCAGAAAUGUAUGAAGAACAUUAUGAUGAAUCUGUUGAUGUUUAUGCAUUUGGAAUGUGUAUGCUUGAAAUGGCUACUAGUGAAUAUCCAUACUCUGAAUGUACUGGACCAGCACAAAUAUAUAAACGCGUAGUAUCGGGUGUAAAGCCACAAAGUUAUGACAAGGUAGAAAAUCCAGAAGUACGCGAAAUUAUAGAAAUGUGUAUUCGUUUAAAAAAAGAAGAACGACCUCUAGUUAAAGAUCUUUUAAAUCAUGAAUUUUUUGCGGAUGAUGUCGGAUUGAAAUUAGAAAUGGUUUCGAGAGAUUCAGCUGUAGCGGAUGCGGAAUUGUCACGUGUUGAAUUCAGACUUCGAGUGUUAGAUCCUAAAAAACGUACUAAUAAGCAUAAAGAAAAUGAAGCGAUACAGUUUGACUUUGAUAUUCAAACUGAUAAUGCAGAAGAAGUAGCCUCUGAAAUGGCUAAAUCUAGCCUUAUACUCGAAGAAGAUGUUAAAGCUGUGACAAAAAUGUUAAAAUCACAAAUCAGUACUUUAUUACGAGAGAGAGAAGAACGUAAGGCCAAAGAAGAAAAGGAACGUUUAGAUAGAGAAGCAGAUAAUACUAAUACAACCACUGAAAAUUUAUUACAGCAACAAUUAUUACUCCAACAAAUGCAAUUGCAACAACAGCAACAACAAAUGCAAUCAAAUAUGGGCAUUCAAAUGCAAAAUCAAGUACAAAUGCAAUUGCAACAAAAUCAAAUACCUUUGCAACAACAACAACAAAUGCAAACUGCUGCACAACAAACUCAGCAGCAUAAUUUACAACCACAACAAGUUCAAUUAGUUCAACAACAACCAUUGAUACAACAACAAACAUCUGUUGUUCAGCCACAACAAGCACAACAAAUACAACAAGUACCUCAGGUUUCACAACAACAGGUGCAGUAUCAACAACAACAAUAUCAACAACAAUUGCAACAACAGUAUCAACAGCAGCAACAACAACAGCAACAACAGUUUUCCCAGCAUGUUUCACAAAAUUUAACUGCUACUUCUUCACAAUGUUCCACUCCUCAAACUGUACAGACUCAACCACAAUUUCCUCAAGUAACUCAACAAAUGCAACAGCAACAACAUUUACAUCAGCAACAACAAUAUAUACAAUUGAAUCAAAUGAAUGUACCACAACAAAUGAGUCAUCAGAUACAACAACAAAUUCAACCACAAAUACAAAUUUUAUCACAACCACAACACAUGCAACAUCAGCAAAUACAACAAUCUCAACAAGUACAAUAUUCUCAACCACAAAUACAACAUGUUCAACAAGUACAUUCACAUUCAGUGGCUUCUCCGCCAGUUCAAAAUCAACAGUACUAUCAGCAAAGUACAACAGGAACUUCAGGAUAUAAUACACAGCCAAUGUACCAACAAAAUAUAUCUCAACAAAUGUAUCAUUCAUAUACUAGCUCGAAUUCUUCUGGUCAUGUCGAAAUUUUAUCAUCUAAUCAAUCUACACCUCAAAUGUAUUCUCAUUCAAAUAUCUCUCAGAGCACAGCACCUCCAACUUCACAACCAUAUAUACAACAACAACAAGCAGGACAAGUUCAAGCAUCUGUGCCAUCUGGUAUAAAUAUUCAAAGUACAUCAUCAUCGACUCACAUUCAAAAUACAAUAACUUCAACAAUACCAAAUGUGCAAAAUACGUCUACUUUAAUUACAAAUAGUGGACAUCAACCUCAACAGAAUGUUUUAGUUCAAAUGCAAUAUUCGCAAAAUUCUAAUAUUCCUACUUCUGUACCCAUAUCUGGUAUUUCCGCGCAAUCAAAUACAACAUCUCAACAUCAACAGCAUUUUAUAUCAAAUACAGAAUGUUCUAACACCGAUAGAUCAUCCUUAUCUAAGCAAGAUACAAUGGAUUCUGUACAAUCUUUACCAUCAGAUGUAUCUUCUAAUGUUCAAGAUCAGGGGAAUAUCUCUAAUUUGACUAAUAUAAAUACUACAUCGCAAACAACAGUGCCAAAUGAAGGAAUGACGCAAGAAAAUAUUGAUAAUGUUACUUCAUCUGAAAGAUCUAGAGUGAAAAGAUCUGGUACAAAACGUAAAAAACCUGGUAUCAAAUUAACAGUUUUAUCUGUAAGCAGUAAUGAGGGUCAAUCAAUGACUGUUGAAUGUCAAUUAGAUACUAGCAAACAGAAAACUGUGACAUUUAAAUUUGAUAGAGAUGAUAUGGUGCCUACUGACAUUGCUAAUAAUUUGGUUGCUGAAAAUUUAUUACCGCAAUCUCAAUGUGAAACGUUUGUUGAAUUGAUAGAAGAUAUAGUUAAACAAUUACGUUUGGAUCCUACACGAGCUUUACCUUUAGUAGCACAUGGUCCACCAGAUCAAUCUGCCGGUGGUAGCCCUGUUACAAGUCGUAGACCUAGAGAUCGUGACCACAGUCUUGAUACAGCUAAGCAGGUGAGACAUGGCUCGCUAACUCGUCAAAGCAGCCACCGAUCGUCGUACAAAGUCCAUCGUAGACACCGUUCGAGAGACGAAACUUCCAACACUUCUACACCUACGAAAUUGUUGCCAAUUGAUCAAAUUCUUUCUCAUAUUACGAGUACCACCUCUAUGGAUAAACAACAAAAUGUACAAACACCUGAUAGCCAGAUGGGUCUUGAAAAUACAUCAGCUGAAGCAUCUAGAAGAUCAUCUACAUCCACACAAAAUACAGAUACAUUAACGCCGACUAAUUUACCAAGUGAUCCUACUGAUCCAACUCAAGAAACUAUAGUUACUGUAACAAACACUGAUACAACUGUACAAGAUAUACAUCACGUACUUAAAGAUGAAACUGCUAAAUCUUCUUUAACAUACAGUCAAAGUCAAAUACACGAUUUGGCUAUAAAUCAAAUAAGCGAAAAAUUUAAAGAAUCUGUUCAAGAUAUAAUAGAACAAGAAAAGGAAAUGAAUAAAGAAACGCAAUCUGAUGUUUCAUCUGUAGAAGUAGCUACAUUAACUGCACCUCCAGCGCGAAAAAUCUCUCGUUUUUUAGUUAGUCCUGUAGUUGAACAGAAAAUAAUUAAAAAUGAAGAAGAAGGAUCUAAUACUGUAGAAAAUAUAGAUAAAUCUAAUAUAUUAGCAACACAAUCAAAUUCAUUAUCACAAUCAAAUACAAUUGAAGAAGGACAAAUAAAACACGAUGAUUUAGAAGUUAAUGUUUUAGAAGCACAAGCUAUAAUUUCUGAAAAAUAUAAUAUCGAAAAUAUUACACAAAGUCCUCAAUGUAUCACAGAACAAGUGGAAAAUGUUCAAAUAAUACAACCAGUAACGGUUAAUUUUCAAAAUGCUAUACAAGGACAAACAAUAACACCAAUGUCACAAAUACAGCAGAAUGUUAAUGCUGUACAAUCUAGUCAACAUAAUGUAAUCAUUCAAGGAUCACCAAUACUGCAACAAUCUACUCAACAAAUGCAAACUGUACCCCAAAACUUAGCUAUAUCGCAAAAAGAUUUAUCAACUCAAGUUUCAUCAAGUGGAAUCAAUUUACAAGGACAGUAUCAAAAUCAAGCUUUGCAAUGUAAUGUUUUAUUACAGCAACAACAAAUUACUGUACAACAAAAUUUAACGCAAAUGCAUAUUCAACCUGAAAAUCAACAUCAAGGGCAAAUACAAACUCAGCGAUCAUUACAACAAUUUCAUCCUCAACAAAUACCACAACAACAUCAACAAUAUGUAAUUCUUUCUGGAGCUAUUCCACAACUACAACCAACUGCAAUUAUAGAUGAAAGAAAUCGUAGAAUUUCUAAUAUCUCAACAACAUCAAAUAUGUCUACAGAUUCACAAAUUUCGGAAACUGCUAGUGUUACGGAUGAUAAGAAACAAUCUAUUGUUAUACCUAAUUCAUCAAUGCAACAUGUACAAUUUAUUUCUCAACAAGAUGGAUCGAACAUUACAUCACAUUCUGUUUUAGAACCAGUUCAACAGCUUCAAACAACUCCUCAAAAUAUAAUAAAUGUUCCAACAAAUGCAUCUGUACCUGUUUCAGUUCCUGUUCAUCAAGUUGUUAGUGCAGAAGUUGCUCCUAAAGUUGUACUUAAAACAAAAGAAGUUUCAUCAACACUUCCAGAUUUAGCACAAAAUCUAGCAAAUAUACUUUCGAAUCCAAAAUCAAAAUCUGUAACUCCUCAUUGUUUAACUACUCAUGAAUCAAACCAAACAGUAAAUAUCCCAGGAACUACAGUACUCGAAUAUAAACCUACUCUUCAAUCUGAGCAAUAUUUUCAACCUAUUCAACCAGAAACAAGUCAAAUACAACCGCAAUUACCGCAUAAUUAUCAAACAAAUAUAACGCAACAAGGAAUUUCACAAACAUUUCAAAUUGGACAGCAGACUCAUCAAACUCAAAUACCUUUACAACAAACAAUGCAACUAAAUGCAACUCAUCAGAUUGAUCCUCAAUUACAAAUGGUACAACAAAAUUUUCAAGGAGUAGCAGUUCAUACAUUAACUUCACAGAACAAAUGGAUUACUCCUGCGAAUCAAACUAUUGUACAACAGAAUGCGCCGAUUAGACACGUUCAACAGAUUCAACCACAACUGCAACAAACUAUUCCACAACAUAUUGUACAAGAUACUCAAAAUAUUGAGAAUUCUACUGCUUCUGAUCAAUCUCAGUUUCAUUUAAAGCUUCCCGACCAACAAUUCUUAGGAAAAGUAUUGGAAACUGAAACUCAAGAAAUGAUCAAUUUAGUUGGACGUACAAGUUCUGAUUGUCCUUUACUAUCGGAGAAUGAAAACUCUAGCCAUGAUGUAACUCCUGAACAUACGAUUGUUGAAUCUGUAGAUUCGACCUUAUUUACACAAAAUCAAAUAUUGCAACAGCAGCAACAACAGCAACAACAACAUCGAAAACUUAGUCAACAGAAUUCUUUAGACAAAGUUUCAGACACAAGUAUUGGAAUUAGUGGGACAGGUCCACAAACAAUAGCAGAUCUUCAUCAAAAGCUUGUUCAAUUAACAAGUCAACCGUCCGAAGCACUUAAUGUAGGCACACCACCUUUAAGUUAUCCAGCUACUCCUCAUAAUCAUCAAAUAAUAGGUGGAUAUGAUGCUUACAUGCAUUCUUUACAACAAAAACUUGUUAAUAUUGGCAUGCCUAUUUCAACAACACAUAACAUAGGUCCUUUAUCACCUCAAACUACAAUACAGUCUGCUACAACCUUGGCUGAUUCAAAUGUUACAACAAAUGUGGAAAGUUCUGUUUUAACUCAAGAAAGCACAAUUCAUCAACUUGCACUUUCUCAAACUCAAGUAGAUUGUUCUCUCGAUAGUCCAACACCAGGAGGUCCUGUAGGAUCUGAAACUAUGAGUCCCAGCAAAGAGAAUAUAAAAAUUCGAACGCAAAGACCAGGAUCUCGUCUUCAAGAAUUGGAACAAGAAUUAGCAAAAAUUCAUCAUAGAGGCACAAUUUUACCAACAGCUUCUCCACAACCUUUAACACCACCUGUUUCUGUUGUUAGUUCUAUUCAGAUGCAACCAUCAUUACAACAUACUCAAACUUUAUUAACUACUGUUCCACCUGUAACUGCUGUGCCUGUUGCUAAUGUUAUUUCCAAUGUCAUUACAUCACGCUCCGAUACAAAUACUCCAAUACAAAUAGAAUCUCAAGAAAAUAUUACUGAGAAAGUUAAUACUACACAACCAGUUAGAAAAAUAUCAAGAUUCGUAGUUUCCAAAGUCGCAGGUCCUCCUAAUAAUGUUGCUACAUCAACUCAACAACAUAUUGAUAUAUCAAAAAAUCAAAUAGAAGAUUCAAAGAUUUAUCAUGCAGAUGAUACACAGGGAACAUCAGUACAAAUAGUUCAUAGUCGUGAGAAUUCUCUUCCUCCUACGCAAGUUACUCAAGCUAUUAAUGCUCCUGUUAUAGAACAAUCGGAAAAAGAUGAACGAUUCUGGACAUUAACACCAAGUGAAGAAUAUCAAUUACUCAUAAAAAAGCAAACUAUGGAAUUAGAAACAUUACAAAAAAGACAUAGAGAAGAAUUAGAACGAUUUCAACAACAUCAAUUGCAACUAUUAAUUCAACAACAACAGCAAGCAAGUGCACUUCAUCAGCAUCAUCAUCAACAUCAUCCAUUGCUUUAUCAUACUGUUGCUACUAAUGUGGCAGGACAAAGUAGACUUUCAGGUACAGAAGAAUAUUUAAUGUUUAAUACAAAUCCUCAAACUCCUUUGCAAAAAGUUCCAAACAAUUAUCCAGAUACUGAUGAAACAUUACGAUUAGCUAUGCAAAAAUUGAAGCAAACUCCUUUACAACUACAACCACAACAGGCGGCAACUGGAAUACCACAUGCUUAUGUUAUUCCAAUUCCAGUAGUGCCUUCUGAAACUAUUCAAAACGUGUCUACUCAGCAAUCUAGUAGUUAUACAAGUGAAAUUGCAGAAUCUCUUGACUCAGCGCAUAAUCCGGCAAUUAUAAAUUCAGCGCAAUAUCAAUUCACACCUAUAUUACCGGAUGGAACAAAUAUCGCUGUAUCUUCUACUGGAUCGUUAGUUACACCUAUACCAAUAUCAAGUUCAACAGGAAGCGGAAGUUAUAUCCAAUAUCAUGAAAAUCAAACAUUACCAAAUUUUCAAACAUUCAGUUGUACAUCACAUGGUGGUUUCUUUUUACCAGCUGGCUAUCGACUAAUAUAUGCUCCUCCAGGUGGAACGUCUCAAUCUCAGCCAGCUACUCCGGCUACUCCGCAUAUAGGGAAUUCUCAUGAUGGUACACCGCCAACAGAAUCUUUGCAUACUGCAAAUGUUGACAAUUCAACAGCCCCUCCCUCUCAUAUUGAUCAAUAACCUAAUCUUCAGCAAAUUAUGGUCAUUUUUCGAUUUAUUCAUUUUCGUAAUACAUUCUUUAUUUAAACGUGUUGCCCUUUAUCCACUAGUAUGAAAGUCAUGCAUUAUUAUGAUUGUUAUUUUAUUAUAGUUUUGCUAAUACAUACUACUAUCCUUAUCCUCAUGGAUAUGUAUGCAGGGAGAUGCGAAUGAAAGUAUUUAGGAUGUAUUCGUUAUUGUAACAUCCGUAUGUAAUUUAAAAUAUUCUUGAUGUCUUUGCGUGAGCAUGAUAUUAUUUGAUAUGUGCUUAGCAGCAAAUAUUAAAACACUCAAUUCAUACACGAAGAAUAUUUUGAAUGAACGAAUUAAAAUUCUAGACAAAAAAAAAAGAAAGAAAAAGAAAUAAAAUAUUGAAAUUGAGGAUAGAGGCCUUUACAUGUACUGUGCUUAUUCUUUAUUGUAGUAAAUAUUCUUCUUUAGUAAAAAUGCUUAUUAAAAAACCUUUUCUGCUCUCAAUUCAUUAGCACAGUUCACAUUAGUACAGGCCUCAGCUAGUCUUACAAAUAAUGGCAUAGAGCCAUUCUGCUCGAUAUAUAUGUAUAAUUGUUAAUGUAUACUGAAUGCUUUGAAGAGAGAAUGUAUGUCGUGUGUGCAUGUAUGAGAUUGCAGAAUUAAACAGAGAAGAAAUUGAUUAAUAUAGUCACUGUUAUGCUUUAAUGUAUUUCUAGCGAUUUUACCUAUUUCAAUUAAAAAAAAAAGUCAUGUGUUACUAGUUAGCAGUCUCAUAUAUCUUAUCUAAUAUUAUAUCAACUAUUAUCUUUUAGAUUCAAUUGUCAAUAUUUUUAUUACAGUAUAUUUAAUUUAUCAGUUUAUUUUACUUAUUGGCAUUUCAUUUAUAAUACGUUUUGCACAAUCCAUUCCUUUAUAUAUUUUAGAAAUUUGAUUUAGUACUUUAAUUUCGGUAAUCAAAUCAUAUCUUUAAAAGAAAUAAUGAUAAUCGUUACAAAUAUUGAGAAUCUAAUUUAAAAAAGAAAGCUCAAUAGAAACAUGACUUAGGUAUGAAAUUCAUACAUACAUAUUUUAACAAUAUAUCAAAAAUAAUUUAAUAUUUGCAUUAUAUCCCAAGAAAUAUAUUUUAAAUUUUUAUCUGUGCUAUCACAUAUUGCAUACUGCAAUAUAGUUAAGAAUAGCUUAUUUGUAUAAUUACAAAUAUUAUUGUUUAUUAAUGAUUAUAAUGUUAUUUUUAUUUCGUUCUAAUAAUUGCAGUUUGUAUCGCUUUUAAUGUUGCGAUUUACUACUGCUUUGAGCAUGAAUUUAUUAUUAUCAUUAUUAUCAGUAUUAAAAUUUUGAAAACUAUUUUGAAAUUAAACGUGAAGUUUUUCUUGUAAUCUCCAAUUUAUUGCUUAAUCAUGAUAUAUAUAAUUUCACUCAAUUGUUUUAUACUUGUUUUAUUUUUAUGUUUUGUAUUACAAUUUUAUUAAUCUGUUCUUCAAAAAAAAAAUUAUUAUUUGAUCUGUAAAUUCAGUUAAUCCACCUAGUAAUAAAUUCAUGUAAUUGUUGAACGAAACAUUAUAAUAUAGAUAAUUGUAUGUAUUUCUCAUGGAAAUAUAUUGCAAUUAUUUUUAUAUAGUUACUUUUAAA